GAAUCACGUGUCCUUAUACGCCAGCUGCACCUUCGCGAGUUACCGGCGAGUGGAGUGUGUGUUGUUGAUGUUGUAAACCGGUAACGGGGCGUCCCGUGGAGGGCUUACCAUUGCAACAGGAGUGUAUAAAAGAAAUGAAGAUGACACGCCGUUGAACACGCCGAAAAGAUGCGGUGCUUGAGUUUGCUUCUGUUCAUAAAGGUGGCUACUGAUGCAGCGACGGACCUUUACGUGACAGGAGCGUCGUUCCCGCCAGAGCCAGGGGUAAGCGCCGCACCUACCGUCACAUCCCCCGUCGCACCCCGCUAUACUCAAGCCCGGGAAGAGUACGGGCAUCCCGGGAUUGCGCUCGCCCGGUCUGCAGAGGAGCCGACGGCGCCGAGCUCGGAGGACGGAGAGUCGUCUCAGCACCACGGAGGAGGGUACAAAAUAGUGCAGUGGGAAUGGAGCUACGUGCAGACACCUUACAUUAUAGCCAGCUGGCUUUUGGUGGCCAGUGUGGCAAAAAUACUAUUCCACUUCUCUCAGCGGUUUACCACAGCGGUCCCAGAGAGCUGUAUGCUGAUUCUGCUGGGUCUGGUUCUGGGUGGAGUGGUUCUUAUCGCCAGCAAAAAGCAGCCGUACCAACUGGACCCUGGGCUGUUUUUCCUCUUUCUUCUGCCAACUAUAGUGGGGGAUGCUGGGUAUUUCAUGCCUGCACGGCUCUUCUUUGACAACCUGGGUGCCAUUUUGAUGUACGCUGUAGUAGGCACAUUGUGGAAUGCUUUCUGCACUGGAUUCUGCCUAUACGGAGUCAAGAUGGCAGGGGCCAUAGAUGAAAAAGUAGAUGCAGGUUUGAUGGAGUUCUUGUUGUUUGGAGCUCUGAUCUCGGCUGUGGAUCCGGUAGCAGUGAUCGCUGUUUUUGAAGAAGUCCAUGUGAAUGAGACACUCUUCAUCAUUGUCUUUGGCGAGUCACUGCUCAAUGAUGCUGUCACUGUGGUCUUAUAUAAAGUGUACAUAUCCUUUGUGGAAGUGGGACCAGGGAAUGUUCACACCGUAGACUAUUUUAAAGGAAUUGUCUCCUUCCUCAUUGUCAGCAUUGGAGGGACUUUGGUUGGUCUCAUCUUUGCUGUUAUUCUGGCCUUCGUCACUCGUUUCACAAAGAAGGUGCGCAUCAUAGAGCCGCUGUUCAUCUUCCUGUUGGUUUACCUGGCCUACCUGACGGCAGAACUCUUCUCUCUGUCCGCCAUUCUUUCGAUGACUUUCUGUGGCAUUGGCUGCAACAAGUAUGUGGAAGCUAAUAUAUCCCAGAAGUCCCGGACCACUGUGAAGUACACCAUGAAAACCCUGGCCAGCAUUGCAGAGACAAUCAUCUUCAUCUUUUUGGGUAUCUCAGCUGUGGACAAGUCCAAAUGGGCCUGGGACACUGGCCUUGUUGUCAGCACACUCAUAUUUAUCUUAGUCUUCAGGGCCAUAGGUGUAGUAGGACAGACUUGGUUCCUGAACUGGUUUAGACUGGUUCCGCUUGACAAGAUUGACCAAGUGGUGAUGUCAUAUGGCGGUCUCAGAGGAGCUGUGGCCUUUGCUCUGGUGGUUCUUUUAGACAAAAAACAUGUGAAGGCUAAAGACUACUUUGUGGCAACAACCAUAGUUGUGGUUUUCUUCACAGUCAUGUUUCAGGGAUUAACCAUCAAGCCUUUAGUGAAAUGGUUGAAAGUCCCACGCAGCACAAACAGAAAACCUACCAUCAACGAAGAGAUCCAUGAGCGUGCCUUUGACCACAUUCUGACAGCUGUGGAGGACAUUGCUGGUCUGAAUGGCUACCAUCACUGGAGAGACAAGUGGGAGCAAUUUGACAAGAACUAUUUGAGUAAGUUGCUGUUGAGAAAGUCUGUGUACCAUAAGAGUGAACUGUGGGAGGCCUAUCAGAAAAUCAACAUCAGAGAUGCCAUCAGUGUCAUUGAUCAGGGUGGGAAUGUGUUGACUUCUGCUAGACUCUCUCUGCCUUCCAUGGCCAGCAGAACCUCUUUCCCAGAGGUCACAAAUGUUACCAACUACCUGAGAGAGAACGGCAGUGGGGUGUGUCUAGACCUCCAGGUAAUUGACACAGUGCCAGGAGCCAAGAUAGAGGAAGAACUAGAGACACAUCAUGUGCUUGCUGGAAACCUCUACAAACCCAGGAGACGGUACCAGUCCCACUACAGUCGCCACUUCAUGACAGUGGGAGAAAAAGAGAGACAGGAUAGGGAGGUGUUCCAGAGGAAUAUGCGCAACCGUCUGGAGUCCUUCAAAUCCACUCGCUACAAGCGUCACAAGAAAGACCGCAGUCAGAAAAAGCGAAAAGGGUCAGAUGCAAAAGAGCAAGACGCCAGUGAAAAACCCAGACGAAAUGUCAGCUGGCAGGACAAAGCACAUAUGUCUGUAGACCCAGUUGUGGUUCCAAUGGCACCUGAGGAGGAUAUACAUGAUCCUUCUGAACCAGAUAAAGAUGAUGAUGUGGGCAUCACUUUUGUGGCUCGCAAAGCCCCAGAAACACCAAAGGAGAGACCAAAAUCAGUACCAGCUGCUCUGGAUGUUUGUCAGAGCCCAGUUUCCGCCCCUCCCACACUGACAUGUGGAGAGAAAACCCUGCCAUGGAAAAAUGGUGUGGGUUCUCUCCCUCCCUGUGUGUCUGUGGAGGCCACUAAAAUUAUCCCAAUAGACCUGCAGCAGGCUUGGAACCAAAGCAUCUCCUCUCUGGAGAGCCUGGCUUCUCCUCCAGAGCCCCUGCAUCCACGUGUUAGCGCCCUCUCGAGGCUGGGAGGACCCCUGCGGACCCCCGCGAAGGGAAAAAGCGGUGGUGGCGCAGGAUCAGGAAGUAAUACAAGUUCCCCAAGUUCAGGGCCGUUGAAAUUCCCUGCAGGGAAGGAGGAAGAGGAGGAAGGCACCCUCUCUCAGCAACAGCAAGAAAUGCAGCCGCUAAUGUCGUCUUUGAGGCCACCGCCGCCACCUCCUCCACCACCUGCUGCGCAAUCCGCCGGAAAGAGAAGGAAUCCUUGUGUAUAUCUUAGGAGUCUGGUGACAGUGCCAUCUUCUGGUGGGGAGCCACAAAGCAGGAAGCCAACCAACUGUAAAAUCACUUACUUCAUUCAUCUUACAGCUGGCAUUUACUUCCUCGGGCCAGAGUUUAUUUUUAAGUCGGCAAAUUCAUUUCUAAGAGACUAUUAAUUUGGUUUUCUUUUUUAGUGCUAAUAGGUGACAUGGGUUUAGAAAAGGUUGGUAGUUUGCUGAGGAUCCAGUUCUUUGUGUGUACAGAGCAGUUCUUUCCUACAGGAAAACCGUUCCACUUUCUAUGUUUUUUUUUGUUGUUUUUUUUUAGUUUGAAGUGAUCUGCCCUGUAUCAUGUACCCCUGUAUACGUGAUUGUCAAAAUGUUCAGCUACUGAACAUAUAUAAGGCUAAACUACUUUCAAACGAGCCACUGGGCAUGUCUGUUAAACAGUGUUUUUAUCCAACUUUUCCUCCCUCACUCACACAUAAAAGAACAGCAGAUCAUUUCAUUGUUACUGUUUUAAUCUUUAAAUGACUCAAUCCAUCUUAAAACAAGAAUGAAUACCGACUGGGAUGAUAAAGUAACACAUUUUCUUGCAGCACAUCACAGAAAGCGCAUGAGGUCAGGGUCACAGCCAUUAUCUCUCAAUGGGCUUGGAAUAUGCAUAACAAAUCCCCACACACUAUGUUGCGAUGACAAAUAAUCCUUGAUGAUUGUCAGGAGCAUUUAUGAUGUGUACGGGAUACAUAAGCUUCUAUGCUGCACAUUACCUGUUCUCUGUUGUGUUUGGCAAAAAAGCAAGGUCUGUUAAUUUAUUUUCUAUUUAUGUAUCAACUUCAUGCCUUUUAUUCUUUUGCUUUCAAAAUAACAGGAUUUUGUGAAUCUGUAUUUUAAUCUACAAAGCUACAGCUGUUUUAAUAACCAAAGUGUUUAAUGUUAAUGUUUAAUAUUUAUUUUUUUUUGUCUGUCUUUACUUCAUUUUAUGACACUAUAAUCAUGAAUAAUUAAUUGUGGAUCAUUAGAAUUUGAUGUGCCUUAUCAGUUAGUAGUAGUAGGCCACAGACUCAUCAAUGUAAUCUAAUGCACUUUCUAAUUUGUCUGACAAUGACAAACAUAUAGCAUACUGUACUCCAAUUCUUCAGAUGUCUUCAUCCUUUAAGGUUCUAUGCCAUGAACGGGUAUAGUAUAUUGAAUUUGGGUUUUGCACUUUAAAUGAAAAGCCAUUUAGACCACUUUACCUGUGGUGUGUUUUUGAAGCUGCUUGCCUAUUCUUUUGCAUUGCUGUGUAAUUCUGUGUAUGUCCUGAGGAUUGUUGUGCCUUGAGAGGGACGGUGUUAUAUGUUAAGGAGGCCUUGUUGAUCUCUAUUGUGCCUGUGAACAGUAUGGAGUGGGUCAGCAUUGUCUUACUUGAACUUGUCGUGUUAGCAAAAAUGUUAACCUAAUCAUUUUGACCCCAUUGAAUUGGAAUUGGAAUUAAAUGAUCCACCUAUUAAAUUAAAAAUUAAUUUUCAGA
Molecule: messenger RNA, 4522 nt
Organism: Pimephales promelas (fathead minnow)
Lineage: Eukaryota; Metazoa; Chordata; Actinopteri; Cypriniformes; Leuciscidae
Gene: slc9a5
Product: solute carrier family 9 member A5
Biological process (GO): proton transmembrane transport; regulation of intracellular pH; potassium ion transmembrane transport
Cellular component (GO): plasma membrane
Molecular function (GO): sodium:proton antiporter activity; potassium:proton antiporter activity
Source: RefSeq, a predicted model, not a curated record